AGAGAAAAUACAAAUCAGGCCUUAUUUGUUCGACCCAAGUUCAUAAACAAGAAGAUCGAAGUCCAUUCUUAAUUUGAACUGGAAUAAUGGUUGAUUCCAAUUCAUAAAUGUUCUGGAUGUGGCAGUUAGAAAGUUGAAUGUUUGCUAAGGAAUGCAAGACUGCCGCCAAAGUUGUCGCAUCUGCUAUCUUCUGGGAAGGCGACCGCUCGUCGUUAUAGGAUAGCGAGCAUUCCUGUUGCUCAUAACACAUGCCUGUUAACAUGAGCACAUGUGUUCUGGAAUAACUUGAAUUGUUCUUAUUAUCUUGGGACAUAGUAAACGACUUGUCGUCCUUGCUUGACUGGCACUCUGUCAUCAUGAAGCAGUUUAACAUCGGUGACUUCGAGUGUUGACUGGACAGCGUGACACAACAUGUCGCUGGUGGAGGUAUCCCACCUCUCAGAGGGUCCCUCUGCCUACCCUCACUUCUCGUACUCGUCUCGCCCCCCGCCCUACUCCCCCGCCACUCCGGGGGGCAGUGGGGGGCUGCCCUGCAGCCUCCAGCAUCAGACGGACACGUCACCCUCAGCGUUUAGGCCAGUUCUGUCACGGCGAGACAAGCACGGCCCGUCGGCGGUGAGCCCGGACCGCGAGGGGGGCCAUCAUGCCGUGCCCACCCUACCCAACUUCCCGGGCCCCAGCAUGAGUGGGGACCAUCAGGGUUCUAGCGGACUCGGUAAUGCUUCGUUGUCGAACAUGUUUGAGCAUAGCCUUGCAAGAGGCGUGGCAGCCCGAGCACCACGCUCCAAGAAACAAUUUAUUUGCAAGUUCUGCUCGCGCCAUUUCACCAAGAGCUACAACUUGCUUAUACAUGAACGCACGCACACCGACGAACGGCCCUUCCCCUGCGACGUGUGCGGCAAGGCAUUCAGACGUCAGGAUCACCUCAGGGAUCACAAGUAUAUACACAGCAAGGAAAAGCCAUUCAAGUGUGUCCAAUGUGGCAAAGGUUUUUGCCAAAGUCGGACUCUGGCUGUGCACAAAAUCCUUCACAUGGACGAGUCGCCUCACAAGUGCCCGACGUGUGGUCGCAGCUUCAACCAACGUAGCAACUUGAAAACACACCUACUCACCCACACGGACCACAAGCCAUACAAAUGCUCCUCGUGUAGUGCUGUCUUCAGGCGCAACUGUGAUCUCCGCCGACACAUGCUAACCCACACCAUCGGUGGACAUCUCGCUACCGAAAAAUCUGGCGAAAAUAAAACCCUGCUUCCCGAAGGUAACGCCCCAGGUCCCAAGUCAGAUAUUAUUGUCGGCUCUCAAAAACGAAAUAAUGAGGACAUUUAUGAAGAUUAUUCACCAGAAGAAGCUGACGAUGACGACGAAGAUGAAGAAAUCGAUCCUGGACGACCUGACGAUACGUACGCUUUUUGCAGAUCCGACCGAAUUUCACCAAUUGAUGAAGAAACAGACGAAGAAUCCGUUGAAAAUGACCCAAAUGAGACUGCAGGUUUAGCCAAAGAGAGCGCCGUGUGUGAGACUCGUGAUAUGAAUAAACACUUCCCAGCAAUCCAGGAUCUGAAUGUUUCGUCCACUCCAGUUGAAAAAUCUACUUCCUUUGCUAACUAUUCUUCACAAGCUUGCGAGCAAACCGAUCAUCACACUGAGCAUUACAGAGAAUUGCAAGUUUCUGAAUCAUAUUCUUCAACCCCUUCAUCUGUAGCAUGUAACUCGAGUGCAUACAAGUCGCCUCACUCUACUGAGAACGCGCUAAACCUUCAUACAAGCAUUAAUUUGAGUACAGGAUUGGUCAACGAGCAACCGCUCCAAUCUCGUUCAUCACAAAAACGGAACAUCGAUCAAUUGCUAGAACGAAACCAAUCGCUGCCCGAAGAGGACCAGCCCUGCGACACUCGUAAUGGCGAUGGUCCGAACUAUGCGGAAAACCUCUCUUAUGUGAACUACUCCGAGUUUACACGACGUUCAGAUUUCUAUUCACUGGGAUCUAAAACAACGGAGACCUGUGGUAUGAACCCAAGAGAGUCACCUUCGGCAGUUCCUAGAUAUCACGAUAGGACACUCCAGGAAAAGGUGAAGCUGGAUUCUGUUCUGAACAGUCCAAAUUCUAAUCCGCUAUGUAGUUUUUCAAAGAUUUCCACCCUAGGUAAUCCUCUGUCAGAACACUCGCCUGCUACUUCGUGUGCUACAACACCUCACUCCCUUCCAGCUGUUGCCCACUCCGGUGUUGAAGGAACCUCCUUCAGUUGUGAUAGCCAACAGUCUUCUUCAUUUACAUCUCCUUAUGAUACCAGUUCCUCUCUGAGACCAUCACCCAGCCAUGAUACGAAUGUUUUCGUGCAUUCAUUACCUCCUAAUUAUAGUGGCCAUCCAAAUUCACAUAAUUACGACUUCAAACGAAACCUUAUAGUAAAAGACUGUGAUAAUCUCAAUACUUCCUUCGGCUCAGGCUCCCAGCUGGCUUCGGCGAUUUCUACUGUGCGAUCAAAUGGGCCGCAUAUUCCCUCAUAUUCUAUUGCAAGCCAUUCUCAGCACUCGCAUGAAAAUGCUUAUGUGUCUAGGCCUGACUUCGUCUUUCAUGCAUCAAAUGCAAUCUUGUUGGUUCCAACUAUGGCACAGGAGACAAGACAUUCUACGUCGUUUAACUCGGUCCCCAGACGUGAAGCAGAGUAUUAUUCUAAUUUCGAAACUUCAGCUACUCUUCCUCUUCAAAAUUUUGCAGAAAAUACCAGUUCGUCUCAAAAUCAAAAUCGUUACACAUAUCCAGUAUUCCAACAGGUGAAACCGAAUGCCCCGGGGAGACCGAAAAGAAAAGGUUUCAUGAUUGAAGACAUUAUGAGUAGUUAGUGUUAUCUUUUAAUUUCACUUUAAGUACGAGUUCAGAAAAAUUGUUGUUUUUCGUCUCAUAGUGAAGGGAAUUUGUCCACCGUUCGAGAUAUUUGAAGUAUUCCUGUGAUAACCCGACUAAACAAUAUUGAUUAAGUUUACAAUAGAUCACUAUAUACGCCGACCAUUUGAUCAGAUACUAAUUGCCAGCAAGCCUCCUAACUUGAUAUCAAGGAACCCUCCUGUUUGGAUUGGAAUUGAAACACAGUGAACGAGAUAUUCGUGUCAAGUGUGUACAGACGACGAAAUACGUUGAAAAGUUGUCGACCGGCAGAACUUGUGAAAAACUGAGCUUGAGUCCAGAGUGAGAAUGAACACUAAACGAGAUUCUGAGAAUCGUUUUCUGGAAAUUGAUCUGGAAAACGGGACGAAGAAUGUCCUGGAAAAAUAAUGAGACUGGAAAAAUUUUCUCGAAAAAAGGUGUGUAUCGAAACAUGAACGGUUUGAGAGAGAUGUAUGUAGUACAAGACAUGCAUAACGAUUUGAGAGAAAGCGACUUAUUCCAUUACAAUACUAGACAUUACGAACGUUUGGAUAAAGGAUCAGCAAGUCAAACGCUUAAUUAUUAAUUUACAGUUGAGCUGAUUUGAGGACAUUUGAUUGCCCAUGCAACUUGGCAGCCAUUCUUGUUAGUUGGGUUGUCUAACAUAGACUCGCCUGGUUUCAUUAUUGCUUGGUAUUGGAAGGCCAGGUCACUACUCGGGGAGUUUUCACGCCAAUAGAUACUUACUGGAUUUAAAAUAAUUUCUGAUAUUUUUAUGUUAACUUUAUUAUCCGGCGCUCUUUGAAUUCAAAUCGUCAAUCCGUCCGCAAGAUGCCACGAAACUAAGGUCAAAGCUGAACUGUUUUUGAAAGAUGAAAUAAACGAUGAAUGUAUCAUGACCGUCGUGUGUACCGGGGCUGUGGUCGGUGCAAAAUUUGUGGGAAUACUUUCAAGACAGCGCGAGAUCUCUCAAACAUUAUAACUGUUUAAUUUUACAUUAAUGAUUAAUUGUUGUAUCUCGUGAUGUAUCUUUAUAUACGUUAAAAAGUUGUUAAUUCUGUUAAAUUGCCGGAACUAUUUUUCAAUGCGGGACAUCUUGACUCGUUUCGUUAUCGUCCAGGCCUGAAAAAUAGAAUUGGCUACAUUUGUAGAGCUAAUCGGUACAAAGCUAUUAGUAUAUCGAAUACAAAACCAAUGAGACAUUUAUGCUUAAUAAGCACCUGAUCCCUGUGACUGUGAUAUCGGAGAUCACUCCUGGCUACACGGAACCCCAAGUGUGUCCGCAUGAAAUUCUGCUCAUUAUGGGCUCUCAAUGGGGCGCAGCCGAAUGCCACAAAUUAAAGUCUUACAUUUGCCCUGGAGCCAACGCCUAACCUCGGCAUGCAAUAACUAAUCGCACUGUCAGAGCUAGAGACCGCAGACCACGCUGGAUCACCGCAAGUCAGAUCAGUUCUCACUGCUAAUACCUAAUAGCGCAUUGUGUCCACAGUCACUGUUUAAGCAGACAUGCUCAUAAACAUGCACUCCACUAUCCGGCCUCACCUACUCACGUUGCCCCGACUAACCCACCUUCUUGCAGCCAAUGAGCGGCUUGGCUUGCCCACUUGCCCCGUCUUUUCUAUUUCCAACAGCCAAUUGGGUUAGGUUGUGAAUUGUUAUCGUUCAGCUUUGUUUUGGUGGAGAGUCGGGGUUACGUUAUACGAAUAGUAGGCUAGGCCGAAUGCAAAACCACCUGCUUAGGAGCGGCCAAACUCAUAGUACUUUGGCUACUAUGAUCUUCAUAGGCUACUAUGAUCUUCAUGAGCUACUAUGCUCUUCAUAAGCUACUAUGAUCUUCAUAAGCUACUAUGAUCUUCAUAAGCUACUAUGAUCUUCAUAAGCUACUAUGAUCUUCAUAAGCUAAUAUGCUCUUCAUAGGCUACUAUGAUCUUCAUAAGCUACUAUGAUCUUCAUAAGCUACUAUGCUCUUCAUAGGCUACUAUGAUCUAUAUUCUAUAGCAUGCUUAUCCCAUCAGUUCGAAAACAUUAUAGAAACUUAUUGAUCAUUUAGAUAUAGCAUUGAUCCGUACAACUGCCAAAGAAAUAAUAAACUCUUGAGCUCAUGAUUGAUUUUUGCAUAAAAUCUUAUUGCUAGAAAACACCAGGAAUAAAUUCAACAGUAUCUGGAAUCUUUUGCGGUCAUUAAGGUUUUCUCGCAAUUGCAUGAAGCAACAGUGCCAAGUUCAAAUUCAUUUAAUUCACGUACGUGAAAAUUAAUGAAAAUUGCUGUUAAGUCGGCAUUUUUUUCUAUCUCGGUAUUUCCUAAGUCAAUUAAAUUAUGUACAAGACAUAUCAUUUUCACUUUUAGGUCAAUUAUGCAAAUUUAAGGUUGCCAGUUUGACACAAAAUCGGGAUAAAAUUUAUUUAAUGCACUCAGGUCAAGUUUAACUUGCCCUUGGAGUAAACUAUAGUUCACUGUUGUGGUGCUCUUCCGUUGUGUACAAAAUAGUGAUGGCGGGCGCUGCGUAUUGCGAUAUGGUCAUAGUGCAAUCAUUACUGUGUUUAGUUUUUAGGAUAGAUGCUUUAAUUGUGUUAAAAUUUAAAAUAUUGAUGUUCGUGUUAUUGAAUAAAUGUU
This is a messenger RNA of Hyalella azteca, 5483 nucleotides long. Its product is annotated as zinc finger protein 148-like. Gene Ontology annotation, cellular component: nucleus. Gene Ontology annotation, molecular function: DNA-binding transcription factor activity, RNA polymerase II-specific; RNA polymerase II transcription regulatory region sequence-specific DNA binding. The record is from RefSeq and is a predicted model, not a curated record. Lineage: Eukaryota; Metazoa; Arthropoda; Malacostraca; Amphipoda; Hyalellidae. The coding region runs from base 412 to 2847 and encodes 811 amino acids. Gene Ontology annotation, biological process: regulation of transcription by RNA polymerase II; embryo development. The transcript has 4 exons.